AUGACAAAUUACGACGAAAUGCCGCCAUAUAUCCAUGAAAACAGCUGUCAAGAUUUUCAAAAUAUCAAUGCGUCACGUAUUCUGAGAGAUAUUACAUUCGUAAGGUUAUGUUUGGAAAGUAUUUGCAUGAAUGAGGAAGAUGAAUUUAUCGUUGAAGUGAUUAGGAGACGAUCUUUGUUUGGAUUUAUCCUGGAAUAUCAAUUCCCGUCGAUAGAUGCUGCCUCUACUUCGCUGAAAGCAAGGGUUCGCAUACAUGCUAAACACUUCAAUGGUAAUAUUAUUCAUUUCCGACAUAAACGUGUUAUACGGAUUAAGAUGAUUCCGGAAUUGGUUAAUUUAUGGAAACGAUCACCAUUAUUGUUAGCAGUUUAUGCGAAAUUGAACACAUUAGGAAAAUAUUCAAUGAAAAAACUAGGAAGCUGUGAAGUACCGUUAGAGGAACUUAUUAUUCCUCCCUUCAUCAUCUGCCGAGAUUUUCUGUUUGUUGGCCCCGGAUUUUCAGCUUCUGCUUUGAUAAAAAUCGAUCUCGGAUCACAUAUCCGACUGUUGAUGGAAAGGCUAGAAUGGAUGAGAAAUGGUAGUUUACCACAAAGUGGAUCAGCUACUCGUGCCAGAUCGAGAUCUUCGUCUAGAAAAGGAUCAGUUUAUGCUUCCAGUCGAUUAACACCUUCACUACCCCAGCGUCGUGCCUUCUCCUCAUCUCCUCCCCUGUUGAGACCAUUUCCUCCACCUCUUGUCAGUAGCAGUCCACGUGAUACUGUGUUGUCUUCUCCUUAUGCAGAUAAUACUCCACGUGCAGCGAUACGUGAACUAUGUCCAACGAGCCCAUCUUACCGAAUCAAACUAACUGUUUAUUCGGCUCGUCGUUUGCCUCUUUCAUUCAACUCUAGAGGUGAUGCUGUUGCACCAUCAACUUAUCUAACGGUGAUUGGAGAAGAUGGACGGACUUUGAGUUCACCGGUACGUGCUGGAACGUUACAUCCAGAAUGGAACUGGACGGAAACAUUCAAUGUAUCAAGAAGUCGUCAGAAUCUGGUUGUGAAAUUAUGGAAACGUUGUAUUGUUGGGUCAGAUAAAGUAAUUGGUUUUAUAUCACUCCAAUUGCCACCUGCUGAUACAGGAAAAUCGGAAUACGAAAUGUCCGAUUUAUCGGUUUCAAAUCAGGCACCUUUGAUUACUCUCUCUAUUUCGUGUGAAACCCUUCCACAUGCCGAGUCAUAUGAUAAGGCGCCAUUGUUGGUACCUUUGUCAUCACCAUUACCGCUUAAGCCGCUCCUUUCUGAAACAUCUCCACGAUUACAAAAGAUGACAAGCGAGGAAAUAUUCGAAAAAUUGAGGUAA
Molecule: messenger RNA, 1341 nt
Organism: Loa loa (African eye worm)
Lineage: Eukaryota; Metazoa; Nematoda; Chromadorea; Rhabditida; Onchocercidae
Product: C2 domain-containing protein
Exons: 9
Coding region: 1-1341 (446 amino acids)
Biological process (GO): cilium assembly; centriole elongation
Cellular component (GO): centriolar satellite; centriole
Source: RefSeq, a predicted model, not a curated record